GAGAGAGGAGCAAACCAGGAUGCCAAGGACCAGUAUAACUGUGUGCCAUUACAUCGGGCUUGUGAGCACGGUUCUACGGCUGCCGUCGAGCUGCUUGUUGCGGAAGGAUCGUCGUUAGAGGCGAAAACAAAGGUACAUGUUGAUCGAGAAUGUGGCGAUAUUGGAAACAUACAGUGA
This is a messenger RNA of Sphaeroforma arctica JP610, 177 nucleotides long. RefSeq lists its product as hypothetical. The record is from RefSeq and is a predicted model, not a curated record. The annotation marks the transcript as partial. Gene Ontology annotation, molecular function: protein binding. Lineage: Eukaryota; Ichthyosporea; Ichthyophonida. The transcript has 2 exons.